UCCAUCGGUUGUUCCGUUCCCUUGAGCAGUCAGAUGACAUCUCGGCGUCUGGGGCAUCGCCCGUAGUUGGCGGAUAAAAGCGCCUGAAACGUCUUCAUGGAGUGCGGCCCCUGUGGCCCCUACUGAAGUUCACGCAUUAACAGCGCAGGAGUCCCCCGUCUGCAGUGCGUCGCGACAGCGCCAGCAACGCCGGCUUGGAAAGAGCGGCGUGGUUACGACGAGUGUCGCCGACGUAAGUCAUGGAGCGGGGUGGCAAGCGUGGUGGCGGCAAGCGUGGUGGCGGCCCAGGGCGAGGCCCAGCACGGGGCCGAGGACGUGGCCGCGAUGAUCAGCCUGGACAAGAACCUCCUCGGCCUGGGGAGGGCCAGGACGUGUCAUUCAUGCAGUCUAUGCAGCAGCGCGCUGCCCAGGCCGCACAGCAGCAGCCCCAGGCCCCACAGCAGCAGCAGCCCCAGGCCGCACAGCAGCAGCAGCCCCAGGCCACACAGCCCCAGCCCCAGGCACAACGUGGCGGUGGUGUCCAACGGCGGGGUGGAAAGCGAGCACCUGCUGCUGCCCAACAAAUGGCACCAGGUGCUGUGGCAGCUGGGGAGCCCCUUGACAUGGGGGCUGUACAGAAGGCCUUGCCCCCUGUCCCCGAGAUGGCAGUUGUUCCAAAGCGAACAGCUUUUCCGCAGCGGCCAAAGCAUGGCCAGUUGGGCAGAGCGAUCCAACUUGUGGCCAAUCAUUUUGAGAUUGAGCUACCACAUGGCGAUGUCUACCAUUACGACGUGGCAAUCGUCUCGCCUUCAAAGAAGGAAGAGGCCAAGGCCCCAGACCAAAAGAAAAUGCGGUGCCUCAGCACCCGCAUCAAUCGUCUAGUCAUUCAGAACCUCGUGGCUAAGUACCGAGGAGAGCUGAAUAAGUGCCUCCCGGCAUUCGAUGGCCGGAAAAACCUGUACACACGGAAGCCACUGCCGUUCAAAGAGCGCACAUUCAAGGUUCCUUUCCAGGAAGGUGACCGGGAGCAAGAGUUCAUUGUCACGGUCCAGUAUGCUGCCACAGUCAGUCUGGAUGCACUGCAUGCAGUUUACGACAGGCAUGUGCGCACUGUUCCGCAGGAAGUUAUCCAGGCACUUGACAUAAUAAUGAGGCACGGUCCAUGCGUCACCCUCACGCCCGUGGGGCGUUCCAUCUUUAUGCCGCCAGCACCGGGCGACAACAGUGAACUUGGAGGUGGCCACGAGGUGUGGUUUGGCUACUACACCAGCGUUCGGCCUGCCCAGUGGAAGCCAAUGCUGAACAUUGAUCGGUCUGCGACUGCUUUUUAUGAAGCCAUUCCGGUCAUCGAGUUCAUGUGCAAAUUGCUGUCGGAGGGCCCUGCCGGAGCGCCCUAUCAGAGGCCAGAAAACUUCAGGAGGCUCACUGCAUCGCAGUGCAUAAAGCUUUCUAAAGAACUGAAGGAUCUGAGAGUCAGGGUUCUCCACUUGAGCUACCCUCGAAAAUACAAAGUCGCAAAGGUCACUCAGCUGUCAGCGCAGGAGCUGAACUUCAACCUAGAUGCGGGCACGAAAACUAAUGUGGCGGAGUACUUCCGCCAGAAGUAUCCCAAAUACAUGCGCUACCCGAACUUGCCCUGCAUUCAAGCUGGCACUCCAAACCGCCCAGUCUACUUGCCACUGGAGGCCUGCCACAUUGUGGAAGGUCAGCCGUACCGGAAGAAACUGAGCGAGUCCAUGACGACCGAGAUGAUCCGGCGCACAGCACAACCGCCAGCACAGCGGUUCAGGUCCAUCAUGAGCUCAGUAAGAGAUGUCGUCGACAAGAGCCGGCCGUACCUGGAUGAGUUUGGCAUCAAAGUGAGCACCAAUCCAACGCAGCUCAAGGGGCGGGUGCUGGACCCACCGUCCCUCACGUUUGGUGGUGAGCAGACACUACGGCCACGUGAUGGUGUGUGGGAUCUGCGUAACAGCCGGCUGCUGGCUGCCAAGGCCAUUGAUAAGUGGGCACUGCUGGGCGUCAACUGCCGCCUGGACCCAGGGGCCAUCAAUAAUAUGGUGCACCUAUUCAAGGAUAUUGGUGGUAAACUUGGCAUGAUGGUUAAGGAUCCUCUUUUUGCCAGGAGUGAGCCGACCGGCAGGACGCCUAUUGUCAAAGUUCUGAAGGAACUAAAGGAUAACAAAGUUGAGCUCGUCAUUAUUGUGCUUGGGCGCCAGGCAUCCUAUGCUGAUAUCAAGGAGGCGGCUGAGGUGAAGCUUGGCAUUCGCACGCAGUGCAUAAAAGAAUUCAACAUGACACGAAAGUGCAAUCCAGCACUUAUUACGAACCUCUGCUUGAAGAUCAAUGCCAAGCUAGGUGGCACCAAUAACGGUCUUCUCAGCCAGGAAAAGCCUGCCAUCUUCAAGGAGCCAGUCAUCAUCAUUGGGGCUGAUGUCACACACCCGGCACCAGGGGAUCGGGUGAAGCCAUCCAUUGCUGCCUGUGUCGGAAGCAUGGACUCCAUUCCAUCACGGUACCAGGCCUCCAUUCGUGUACAGAUCCAGAAGGAAGAAGCGGUCGCCCGCGUAGAGAUCAUUGAAGACCUAAAGGAUAUGAUCAAGGAGCUGUUGAAGGCCUUCUACCUAGAGACACGCCACAAGCCCGUAAGGAUCAUAUUCUACCGGGAUGGAGUCAGCGAAGGCCAGUUUGGCAUCGUGCGUGACCAGGAGCUAUCUGCUAUACGGCAAGCCUGUCUGGAGCUCAGCCCAGAUGGCUCGUACAAGCCUCCCGUCACUUUCAUCGUUGUCCAGAAGCGUCAUCACACUCGCUUCAUGCCUGCGAAUGAACGUGAUGGUGUGGGUCGUGCAAAAAACAUUCCACCAGGUACAACUGUGGAUACUGUAGUGACACACCCUGUGGACUUCGACUUUUUUCUUUGUAGCCACGCUGGCAUUCAGGGCACAAGCAAGCCAGCACAUUACUACGUCGUCCAUGACGAUGCGAAUUUUACUUCAGAUGACUUGCAAAAAUUAAGCUAUUAUUUGUGCCACACAUACGCACGCUGUGCCCGAAGUGUGAGCAUUCCAGCACCAGUCUACUAUGCUCACCUUGCUGCUUUCCGUGCAAAAGAGCACAUUGCUAGUGCUUGCAACAUCUCAAGCGGAAGCAGCGUAAGCUCAGCUGGUUCAGACAGUGUAUCAACUGAACAGUAUGUGAGCGCUGUUAAAGUAACUGAAGCAAUGCAGAAGCACAUGUACUUUGUGUAACUUCUGUGUAUGCAAAGAGCUGCUUUUAUGUCAUGUUUUUAAAGAUCAAUAAAUGCUUUUAAUGUGCUGCAA
Dermacentor silvarum is the source of this 3296-nucleotide messenger RNA. Its product is annotated as protein argonaute-2-like. The coding region runs from base 240 to 3224 and encodes 994 amino acids. Lineage: Eukaryota; Metazoa; Arthropoda; Arachnida; Ixodida; Ixodidae. The record is from RefSeq and is a predicted model, not a curated record. The transcript has 5 exons. Gene Ontology annotation, molecular function: RNA binding; protein binding.